AUGUUCUCUUUGAAGCUCCUUGUGUCCCUCGCGGUCGCCGCCGGCGCCCUCGCCGCUCCCGCGGACCAGAUUGCGUCCCUCAAGAGCGCGCCUACGCAGAACGACCGCAUCAAGAUCUUGGACAAAGACUCGGACUUCGUCUUCAACUUCUUCAACACGACACCGGCUAAAUCUGCGGGUGGUACCGCCCUCAACGCAAACGUCGCCAACUUCCCCGCGCUUGUCGGCAACGGCCUGGCCAUGACCCUCGGAUUCCUCGAGCCGUGCGGCAUGAACACGCCGCACACGCACCCCCGCGCCACGGAGAUGCUCUACGUCGUCAACGGCACGCUCACCACCGGCAUGAUCGCGGAGAACGGCGCGCGCUUCGUCUUCAACAAGAUCAAUACCGGCAGCGCGCAGGUAUUCCUCCAGGGCUCGAUCCACUACCAGCAGAACGAGCUUUGCGACCCGGUCAUGUUCGUCGCGGCCCUCAACAACGAGGACCCUGGUGUCGAGUCCAUCGCGCAGCGCUACUUCGGUCUCCCUCCGGACGUCGUCGCCGCUUCUCUUGGCGACCUCGGCGUCGAGAAUGUCGUGUGGAUCGAGAGCCAGAUCCCAGACAACUUCGCGCUCGGCCGCCAGGAGUGCCUUGACCGGUGCGGGAUCAAGCGCAAGGGCCAGACCUCGAACCAGCGUCAGCCCCGUGUGUCCGGCAACGCCCUCCCCGACCACAUGGCGUCCAUGACGUCGACCUGGCAGGCGAGCACGACCAAGGCGUACUAG
Messenger RNA from Epithele typhae, 765 nucleotides. RefSeq names its product RmlC-like cupin domain-containing protein. Gene Ontology annotation, molecular function: manganese ion binding. The coding region runs from base 1 to 765 and encodes 254 amino acids. NCBI's taxonomy places the organism in Eukaryota, Fungi, Basidiomycota, Agaricomycetes, Polyporales, Epitheliaceae. Gene Ontology annotation, cellular component: cell wall. The record is from RefSeq and is a predicted model, not a curated record. The transcript has 5 exons.